Trachemys scripta elegans is the source of this 522-nucleotide messenger RNA. RefSeq names its product protein FAM107B-like. The record is from RefSeq and is a predicted model, not a curated record. The transcript has 5 exons. Lineage: Eukaryota; Metazoa; Chordata; Testudines; Emydidae. The coding region runs from base 1 to 489 and encodes 162 amino acids.
AUGGGCUGGGCAGUGCUGAAGGGCUGGCUGAGGGAGUCAGCCACCCUGCUCAGGAGCCCAGCCGCCCUGCCUACCGAGGCAGGCAGCAGGGGCUGUGACCCUGGCACUUACCUCGCAGCAGGUAGCAACAAUGGCCUCAUUGAGCCAAAGAAGCUGCCGAACCCAGUCAGAGAGUCCAAAACCCACCAGGAGCUCCAUCGGGAGCUGCUGUUCAGCCACAGGAGGGGGCUGUUGCCAGAACACAAACCAGAGCUCCAGAAGGUUCUGGAGACCAGGAGAUUCAAGCAGCUGAAGCAGCAGCAGGAGUCACAGAGGCCUCUGACGGAUCUGGAAGAGGAGCUGAGGAAACGACACCGGAUGCUGGAGCAGAUGCAGCUAGGUCAACAGAAGAUUUCUCUGGAGCAGGAGCACAGGCCUGAGUUCAUCCUCGUCAAGGAGAGCCUGAAGAAGAUCAAGCUGUCUGGAGAAACAGGCAUGAGACAGACCUGAGGGGCAGGUGGCAGCGCCAUCUCCUGGGGACUC